AUGCAGUCUUGCAAGUUCCAUUCAAACAUGGCAAUCUUCGUUUCUCGCUCUGCUCUUCUUCUACCGUUUCUUCCCAUCUUUCUCAUGUUUAACACUGCAAAUUCUGAAUCAUUCAUUGGCGUGAACUAUGGACAAGUCGCUGACAACCUACCACCGCCGUCGCUGACGGCGAAGCUACUCCAAUCGACGUCGAUCGGAAAGGUCCGGUUAUACGGGUCCGACCCGGCCAUAAUCAAAGCUUUGGCAAACACCGGAAUAGGAAUCGUGAUCGGAGCCGCGAACGGUGACAUUCCAGCACUUGCCUCCGACCCCAACUUCGCCAAAAGCUGGAUCAACUCCAACGUUGUUCCCUACUACCCCGCCAGCAACAUCAUUCUCAUCACUGUCGGCAACGAGGUGAUAACCUCGAACGACCCGAACCUGAUGAACCAGAUGUUGCCGGCGAUUCAGAACGUUCAAAACGCCCUCGAUGCUGCUUCUUUGGGAGGCAAGAUUAAGGUCUCUACGGUACAUUCGAUGGCGGUCCUGAAGGACUCUGAACCUCCUUCCGCUGGAAGAUUCCACCCUGGUUUCACCACCGUUUUGCAGGGCUUGUUGUCGUUUAACAAUGCCACUGGUUCACCCUUUGCCAUCAACCCUUACCCUUACUUUGCCUACAGAAGCGACCCUGGUAGAGCAGAUAACCUUGCCUUCUGCCUUUUCCAGCCUAACUCGGGCCGACUUGACUCAAACACCAAUAUCAAGUACAUGAACAUGUUCGAUGCUCAGGUGGAUGCUGUUCGAUCUGCGUUGGAUUCGAUGGGGUUUAAGAAUAUUGAGAUUGUGGUUGCGGAGACAGGGUGGCCCUACAAAGGAGACAACGAUGAGGUUGGUCCAAGUCUUGAGAAUGCCAAGGCUUACAACGGUAAUUUGAUUGCACACUUGCGAUCUAUGGUUGGGACCCCACUGAUGCCAGGGAAAUCAGUAGACACAUACCUCUUUGCAUUGUAUGAUGAAGACUUGAAGCCUGGACCUGCUUCUGAGAGAGCCUUUGGGCUUUUCAACCCUGACCAAUCCAUGAUCUAUGAUGCUGGCCUCUCCAAGCAGCAAACUAGUAGCCCUGUGCCACCCGUUGUUGCACCGACUACUCCGGAUGUGUCAAAUUCUACCAUGACUCCAACGCUGACAGUUCCAAGUCCAACCAAAACAAAUAAAAGUGCAACAUGGUGUGUGCCAAAAGGCGGAUUAACAGAUGUGCAGUUACAAGCAAAUCUGGAUUAUGCAUGUGGGCAGGGAAUUGAUUGUAGCGCAAUCCAACAAGGCGGAGCUUGUUUUGAACCAAACACAUUAGUAAACCAUGCCGCAUAUGCAAUGAAUCUCUUGUAUCAAUCUGCUGGACGGAAUCCAUUGACUUGUGAUUUCUCGCAAACAGCGUUACUAUCAACAUAUAAUCCAAGUUACAAUAAUUGUGUUUAUGUUGGAGGAAAUGCCUAACCUAAAAGUCAUGAAAGUUCUUAGGAGGGCGCUUUUUGUUAUUUUAUUUAUUCUCUCUUAAUCGCUAAGAAAUGUUCUGGUCCUGAGUGCUCUGUAAUAAGAAGAGUGUGCAUGAAUGGAGGGGGAUCUUCCUCCAUUUCUGGUGUCACAUUUUUAAUGUCUUUGUCAGAAGCAAACUGCUUUGUUAACAAUGUGUGUGAAGCGUGGUUUAGAUAUGUGUGCUGAGUUAUCAUUUGAAAUC
Molecule: messenger RNA, 1714 nt
Organism: Abrus precatorius (Indian licorice)
Lineage: Eukaryota; Viridiplantae; Streptophyta; Magnoliopsida; Fabales; Fabaceae
Product: glucan endo-1,3-beta-glucosidase 7-like
Exons: 5
Coding region: 1-1473 (490 amino acids)
Biological process (GO): carbohydrate metabolic process
Cellular component (GO): plasma membrane
Molecular function (GO): hydrolase activity, hydrolyzing O-glycosyl compounds
Source: RefSeq, a predicted model, not a curated record